CGGCAUGGUAGAUGACAGCAUCUCAGGUUGGGUUAGAGAGAUAUCAAAUACCGACAGUGCGGUUUCAAUAACUAUGAGAUACUAUUACUGAAGAUAUGUAGAUAAUAUAUUCGUUUUAUAGGCCGUACUAGUGUUAAAUAGGUCAACUCUCAAUGCCAUGAUUAUAGCUUGAAUGUCACCAUAAGCCCGCCCAUGCUUUAUAAUUAGCAUAUUGCCGAUACUGUACCUAGACAUGUCUUAAGACUUGGUCCUCUUGAGAGUAUUAAUGUCCCUCGAUAACGACUGACUGAUAGUUUUUUUUCCCUCUUUCAUCCAAUUCCAACACCCUCGGAUGACUGCAGUCAUGACAUUAACCCCGCCAAGUGAAUACACGGGCAAACCAAGUCCUCGCAGUCAGGCCGAUGUGUUACAUACUGCAUCGCCAGCAUGGCUCGGAAAGAUACACCCAUAUUUCAAGAACCCAGAGCAUGUCGUAGUUUUCAAACUUGACGUCCUCCUUUUGACUUGGGCCUUCGUCGCUGGUUUAAUGAAAGAUAUGGACCAGUCAGCAACAACGCAAGCUUAUGUUUCAGGCAUGAAAGAAUCGCUUUCGCUCUACGGAAACGAGUUGGUCGAGUUCGCCACUUAUUUCUCUAUCGGCUACGCGCUCUUUAUCGUUCCAGCUCAAAUGAUACAGACCCGAGUUCGCCCCUCAAUAUUUCUGCCAAUCUGCGAAAUUAUUUGGGGUGCACUUACUUUGGCAACAUACAAGGCGCCCAAUGCGAAAACUGUUUUUGUGCUGAGGUUCUUCCUUGGUGUUUUUGAGUCGACGUCUUGGCCCGGCCUCGUCAGUCUAAUCUUCAACUGGUAUACACCAAAAGAGCUUGGCAAGCGACUGGCCAUAUUUGGUGUCAGCGGUGUGGCUGGUAAUAUGUUUCUGGGAAUUCUACAGGCCGCGCUCUAUAAAAAUCUUAACGGGGUGAAUGGUCUCGAGGGCUGGCAAUGGCUGUUUAUCGUCUCCGGCGUUAUGACGAUGGUAUGGGGAGCCAUAGGAUUUCUAGUUAUCCCCGACUCUCCUAAGAUCACUCGAGCUCUCUACUUGAACUCUUCCGAGCGGGAUUUGGCCCGUAUAAGACUCUCUAAACACGGAAUGACGACUUCGGAGCUAAUCCCAUUCGAUCUUCUCGUUCGAAAGCUCCGCUCAUUACUGAAGAGCCCCCUUACGUAUCUGUUCGUCGCAGCCUACCUUCAAUUCGCCUGGUCGCAACGCGCCAACUCGUACUUCCUACUAUAUCUCAAAGGCGUCACAGACGCGACUGGGAAACCAUUAUAUUCGACCUAUACGGUGAACCUCAUUCCCCUCGGUGGCUAUGCUAUCUCAAUCGUCUGCAACAUCGCACUAAACGCACUAAGUGAUUGGAAAGGCUGGCGGUGGCAAGUCUCAUGCGGUGCUGCUGCUUUACAGCUAGUAGCAACCUCUGUUCUAGCCGGAUGGCCCAACUCGCAUGCUACAAUCAUGACCUUCUACUUCCUCACUUUUGCUACGGCUGCUUGGGGUUACGCACUCAUCGCAUGGCUUGCGGAGAUACUGCGGAAAGAACCUGAGGCGCGAUCGAUCAUCGUGGCCAUCGCCAUUACGCUGGUCUAUAUUGGGCACGCCACGAUCCCGCUACGCGCGUGGCGAGUGUCUGACUCCCCUACAUAUCCAAUUGGGUUUCCAUUGGCUGCGGCGUUUUGCGUAGGGAGUAUAGUAUCUAUGCUAGGAAUGCGAUGUUAUGUUCACAAGUAUCCAAACCUAUUAGAAUGGGGGCUGGACUGGAGAGAAAGGCAAGAUGGCGCUAUCGAGGAGGCAUCUGAUUCCGACCACGCGAAUGGGAAACAAAUUACGAGGCAAACAGCACGGGAGAUUUAAACAUCAAUGGCUUCGCUAACCUAGGAAGAAGAUAUUACUAUUAAUAAUAAAAGCUCAUCUAUAUUCACUAGGAAUAGCCAUUACAGUCUAGCAGUACCUCGUCACUACUGCUCA
Daldinia loculata is the source of this 2005-nucleotide messenger RNA. Its product is annotated as major facilitator superfamily domain-containing protein. The transcript is spliced from 2 exons. Lineage: Eukaryota; Fungi; Ascomycota; Sordariomycetes; Xylariales; Hypoxylaceae. Gene Ontology annotation, molecular function: transmembrane transporter activity. Bases 332 to 1891 code for a protein of 519 amino acids. The record is from RefSeq and is a predicted model, not a curated record. Gene Ontology annotation, biological process: transmembrane transport. Gene Ontology annotation, cellular component: membrane.